CUGAAAACAAAAUAGAAUUAGGGUUCGACUCUUAUAGUCCCUUUGAUCCGAUCAGGUCUCACGUUUCUUGCCUUUCCAAUCAUUUUUUCCUAUCCUCUGACGUUAAUUCACUCUGGUGUCGUGAUUGACCUUUGUAGACUCUUUAUGAAUUCGUUGGAAUUUUAAUCAUCUGUAGAUUUUGAUUUAUUAAAGUUCUGCUCCUUCCAUUUCAGAGGCAUAUUCUGCGUUGCAUAGUCUUUAUCCGAGCCUGUAACUGGCGUGGCAAGGAGGCAUGAACAUAGUUAAAGGUGUAGCGGACCUCAUUUGGAGGACUUCGGGUGGCCAAAGUGGAGAAUACAGUGCAGCCGUACAAUCUGGGAGGUUUACACCACCCACUCCGUCGAUCAGCUUCAGUGAGGUAGGCGAUGAAGGGAUCUUGAAGACUCUCUUGGAAAGAUACAUAAAUACUGAUGAAGAGGUGGAAAAGAGAAAGUUGUUCCAAAUCUUUAUUAAGCAAUUCUUGACGACAUACCGGAAUUGGAAACCAUCUAAUCUGGGUCAGUCUCCUGAAGAAGUGCUUGUCAGUUCACCUGUAAAAUAUGAUCAUAAUGUUGGGGAUGUGGUGGUUGGCUGCAACUUUGGCCACCCUGCUGAAGUAAUACAGAUCUUGAUUGAAGAAGUCUCACAGAUAACCAGACUACUUGCUGACAAUCAAGUGGGUAUUACAACAUGCAUCAACAUAACAAGUGAAUCAUGGAUGACCUUAGAAGCUCUGACUGUUGUGACUCUAUCCAUUCAUAACUGCAAAGUCUUUGGUUACUAUUCUGGGAUUCAGAAGCUUACAGCAUUGAUGAAAGCUGCUGUUGUCCAACUUAAGACUAUUACUAGUGCACUUCAAGCAGAUCAAAGUUUGUUAAAUAAUAUGGUACAAAACACUGGAGCUUUGCAGCAGCUAUUGGUUCAUGUGGUGUCCAUCAUUUGCCAUUUCAUUGAUUUGCCUUCAAGCAUAGAGGAAAAUGUGCUGUUGAAAAGUAUUGACAUGGAACCAUCUGCAGCUAGAAGUGGCGAAAAUAUUAGCCUUUCUCGUGCUUUAAAACCUGCUGUUUCUGAAGCAACCUUGUCGUGGCAUCAAACAACUGUUGUAUCAGUUAUGGAAGCUGGUGGACUUAAUUGGUUAUUAGAGAUAUUGCGUCUGAUCAGGAGAUUGAUUAUGAAAGAACAGUGGGCAGACAUGUUGCUUCAGCAUUUGACUCUCAGAGCUCUUCGAUCAGCUUUGUCUGGUAAUCAACGUGGUCAAAAUCAUUUCCGAAGUAUUGGAGGCUUGGAAGUUCUGUUAGAUGGACUGGGAGUUCCCUCAGUUGAUAGAUUGUUUUCAAGUGCUUCAUCAAGCUAUGAACUAAGGAGCCAAAAUCCUUUGGAGGGUAUUUUUAAUCUCCACGUUCUCUCAUUGGAGAGCCUCAGGGAAGCUAUCUACGGAAAUCUGAAUAAUUUGCAGUUUCUUUGUGAGAAUGGAAGGAUACAAAAGUUUGCAAAUAGUUUCUGUUCGGUUGCAUUUAUGCUUCAAGAGUACAAACGGGGCAAGGACUCCUCUUGGAAGAAGUAUCUGGAUGAAUUUGAGGAAAGAAAAACUAAUGCUUCAGAUAUUUGUGAAGGGGAGCUGUUCCCUCCAUUUUCAUCCGAUCCAUAUUAUGUAAAGAAUUGGAAAGAUUAUGUUGCUAGGUUGAGUGGAGCUCUUUGUUUUUUCCUUCUUGAAGGAAAAGAAAACACAUUCUACCGUGUUCAACCAACUGUCAGCGGAAGUACCAUAAUGAUGUCAGCUGUGUAUGCCGAACUUUCUGUAAAGUGGUUCACGAGGGUGCUUCUAACGGUUUUUCCAUGCAUUAAGGCAUGUUCGGAUCAAGGAGAAAUUCCCAACCACUUAAGGAUCUUUGCCUGCACGAUGCAACAUUAUGUUCUUUUCGCGUUUAAAAAGGUUCUUCUUUCAUCACCGUCGUUAGUUGAUGUCUUCCGUGCUGAAGGUGUGUGGGAUUUCAUCUUCUCUGAGAAUUUUUUCUACUUUGGCCCAGCUCCUACAGAGUUUUCUAGACAGAAUAUUAGUUGGUGUAAGGUUCCUUUAGUGGAUGAAGAAGGAUCUACUUCAGGUUCUGUUGUGGAUCAACCUAACUCUAAUCAAGUUGAGAUUCUACAAGUUGAAAUAAUCUCAUUCAUGGAGUUUGCAGCUACUUUAAGUGGAAGUAUCCAUAACCUGCCUGAAUGUACAGUUUUGCUGGAUGCUCUUGAACAAUCUGCCUGUAAUCCUGAGCUCGCCACUAUUCUAGCGAAGAGCCUGACUCGUGUGUUGCAGAUUUCAGCUGAGAAAACAAUUUCUUCAUUUAAGACACUUUCUGCAAUUCCUCGGAUUCUCAAAGUUGCCUGUAUUCAGGUCGAGGAGUCUAAAAGGCCUGUCACUAUAUGUUCUUCUAUGGAAUCCACUUCUAGUGGUGAGGCAUCCUGUCAAAGCCAUGAAAUGUCUGGUUCAUCUGAGGGGACUGGUUGGGCACAAUGCAUGAGAACAUUCUUGGAACUAUUUGCAGGAUACUUUUCAGUGUCAGAUGACACAAAACUUUCCAUUUUGAGCAAUUCUAUGUGUGUCAGUUGUAUGUUUGAAUUGUUCUGGGAAGAAGAUCUAAGAAAUCUUGUCCUCAAUUAUGUUCUCGAACUUAUGAAGAUUGUUCCAUUUUCUGAGGAGGUGCAGAAAGCGAAAGUAUUUCUAUGCUCUAAAUACUUGGAAACAUUCACGCAUUUGAAAGAAAGUGUUAAGAAUUUUGCAGAUUUGUCUAUUGAACUGCUGGUUGGGAUGAGAGAGUUGCUAUUAACAGAUCGUGUGUAUUAUCAAGAUUUGUUCCGUGAAGGUGAAUGUUUUUUGCAUGUCCUAUCUUUGUUGAAUGGAAAUCUGAAUGCUGAAAAUGGCGAGAAGUUGGUUUUGAAUGUGAUCCGAACACUGAUUUGCUUACUGUCACAGAAUGAUGCUUCGAAGGCUGCUUUUAGGGCCCUUGUUGGAAAGAGUUAUCACACUUUACAGAGUUUGUUGUUGGAUUUCUGCCAGUGGCAGCCCAGUGAAGCACUUUUAAGUUCACUGCUUGAUAUGUUGGUUGAUGGGAAAUUUGAUCUGAAAGUGAAUUCUGUUAUAAAGAAUGAAGAUGUGAUCUUGCUUUAUCUCAGUGUCCUUCAAAAGAGCAGUGAUCCACUGCAGCAGCAUGGGCUCAAUAUAUUCCUGCAUCUGCUAAGGGAUUCCCUAUCUAAUCGGGCGUCAUGUGUUAGAGCAGGAAUGCUUGACUUUCUUUUGAACUGGUUUUCACAAGACAGCUGUGAAACUCUGGUUUGGAAAAUCUCCCAGUUAAUACAAGUGAUUGGUGGGCAUAGCAUAUCUGGAAAGGAUAUCCGGAAAUUUUUCGCAAUGCUUCGUAACCAGGGUAUUGGGCCUCAGCGAUCCUUGAGCUCGUUACUCUUAACUAGCAUGUCAACAAUGCUAAACGAGAAGGGUCCAACAGCAUUCUUUGAUCUAAAUGGGAUUGAUUCUGGUAUUUCAAUCAAAACACCAGUCCAGUGGCCUGUAAACAAGGGAUUUUCAUUUACAUGUUGGCUUCGGGUAGAAAGCUUUCCUCAAAGUGGAUCAAUGGGGCUCUUUAGUUUUCUUACAGAAAAUGGACGAGGUUGCUAUGCUGCUCUUUUGAAGGACAAGUUAAUUUAUGAGUCAAUUAAUCAGAAACGGCAACGUGUUUCGUUGAAGUUCAACCUUGUCCGAAAGAAGUGGCACUUUUUCUGUUUAGUUCAUUCUGUUGGUAGAGCUUUUUCUGGGGGAAGCCAGCUGAAAUGUUAUUUGGAUGGGGUUCUUGUGUCCACUGAAAAGUGCAGUGAACCAUUGAGUAGCUGCACGAUUGGAACUAAACUGUAUCUACCUAGCUAUGAGGAAGAGAAUGGCGUGAAUUCUGUCAAAGAUUCUUGUCCUUUUCUUGGUCAAAUUGGUCCCACUUACUUGUUCAGCGAUGCCAUCUCUUCUGAACUUGUGCAGGGCAUUUGUUUUCUAGGGCCAAUUUAUGUUGAUAAUUUCUUGUCUGGUGGAGUUCUGGAUGCAAAAGAUGGUCUAGCAUCAAAGAUUAUUUUUGGAAUAAAUGCGCAGGCAAGUAAUGGCCGUACAUUAUUUAAUGUUUCGCCAAUUUUGGAUAAUGCACUUGAUAAGAAACCUUUUGAAGCAACUGUAUUGGGUGGCACUCAGCUAUGCUCUCGAAGGCUGCUGCAGCAGAUCAUUUAUUGUGUUGGAGGGGUGUCUGUGUUUUUCCCUCUUCUAACUCAGUGUGAUAUGUUUGGAGACAGCAAAAAUGAACAAAUUGGGCAGAUGUUGCUCACUCCCAUCGCCAAGGGUCACUUGACUGCUGAAACCAUUAAGCUUAUAGCAUCUACUUUGGAUGAUAACUUGGCCAAUCAACAACAGAUGCUGCUGCUAUCGGGAUUUUCAGUACUGGGAUUUUUACUGCGUUCAGUUCCUGCUGAGCAGCUAAAUUUGGAAACUCUUUCAUCAUUGAAGCAUUUGUUUAGUGUUGUUGCUAAUGGCGGAUUGUCAGAAUUGCUGGUAAAAGAUGCUAUUUGUUAUAUCUUUCUUGACCCCCAUAUUUGGGUCAACACAGUGUACAAGGUGCAGCGGGAACUGUACAUGUUCCUUAUUCAGCAAUUUGAUAAUGAUCCGAGGUUGUUGAAGAGUUUGUGUAGGCUACCCCGUGUGAUUGAUAUUGUUCGGCAGUUUUACUGUGAUAAUUUGGAGAGCAAACCUGCUCUCGGGAGGAAGCCAAAUACGUAUGUCAUGACAGAACAAAGUGUUGGACAGAAGCCUGACAAAGAAGAAAUACGUAAAAUUCGUCUCCUUUUAUUAAGUCUUGGUGAGAUGAGUCUCAGGGAGCAUAUAACAGCUGCUGAUGUAAAAGCGCUUGUUGCAUUUUGUGAAUCCUGUGAGGAUAAGGCUUGCGUUGAAGAUAUUGUAAAUAUGAUGAUACGUGCUGUGUCCCACAAACAACUUCUUCGUUCCUUUCUUGAGAAAGUGCAUUUAAUUGGAGGCUGUCACAUUUUUGUUAACUUUUUGUCAAGGGAUUUUGAGCCAGUUAGAUUGCUGGGCUUACAAUUCAUUGGAAGGCUUCUAGUUGGUCUGCCAGCAGAGAAGAAAGGGUCGAAAUUUUUCAACAUUUCUGUUGGGAAGUCCAAAUCUUUAUCUGAAAGACAUAAAAAGAUUAGCAUUGAUAUGCAACCAAUUUUCUCCAUGAUAGCCGACAGGCUUUUUAAAUAUCCCCAGACAGAACUUCUCUGUGCUACGAUGUUUGAUGCUCUUCUAGGUGGUGCUAGCCCAAAACAGGUUUUACCUCUCAUUUUCAGAUUUUUGUCGGGUUGCGAGGACCACACAUCAAGAAUAAAAAUUAUGGGUGAUCUACUAGAUCUUCUUGAUUCAAAUCCAUCAAACAUUGAAGCUCUUAUGGAAAAUGGAUGGAAUGCUUGGUUGGUUGCCUCUACGAAGCUUGAUGUGAUAAAGAAUUACAAAGUGAAAGUGCAAACACGUGGUGACCCUGUGAUGGAUGAACAAUAUUUUGUGAGAAAUGUAUACAGUGUUGUUCUAUGUCACUAUAUGCUUUCUGUUAAAGGUGGCUGGCAGAAUUUAGAAGAAACUGUGAAUUUUCUGCUAGUUCAAUCUCAACAAGUUAUCUCAUAUAAAUAUUUUCUUCGUGAUUUGUAUGAAGAGUUGAUCCAGAAGCUGAUGAACUUAUCUACCGAAGAAAAUAUUUUUCUCUCUCAGCCUUGUCGGGACAACACAUUGUACCUUGUAAAAUUAGUUGAUGAAAUGCUGAUAUCUGAAAUGGAUCGUUGCCUUCCGUUUCCUGCAAGCAGUUCCACGGUUCCACAAUCUUUGGAACUAGAUAACUGCCCAGAGUUAAGUUCUGCUUUACUUGACGCUUUGCAGGGAGAAACUGCUGAAGACUUGACCAGGACUUCUCGGGGACAGAAUCAGCAUGACUUGAAUGAAGAAAUGUUUGCUGAUGAGUGGUGGAAUUUAUAUGACAACCUUUGGAUCAUCGUCAGUGAAAUGAAUGGAAAAGGACCGAGCAAGAUAUUGCCAAGAUCAUCAUCAUUUGUGGCACCAUCAUUAAGCCAAAGGGCUCGUGGAUUGGUGGAAUCACUGAACAUCCCUGCUGCUGAGAUGGCAGCAGUUGUCUCAGGGGGAAUUAGUAAUGCACUUGUGGGAAAGCCGAACAAAACUAUAGACAAGGCUAUGCUAUUGAGAGGGGAAAGAUGCUCAAGAUUUAUUAACCGCCUCAUGGUUAUCUAUCUUUGUAGAUCAUCACUUGAGAGAGCAUCACAGUGUGUUCAGCAGGUCAUUCCUAUAUUGCCUUUCCUUCUGGCUGCUGAUGAUGAGCAAAGCAAGAAUAGGCUGCAACUUUUUAUCUGGUCAUUGCUUGUCGUUAGGUCCCAGUAUGGGAUGCUUGACGGCGGGGCCCGCUUUCACGUCAUUUCUAGCUUGAUAAGAGAAACAAUCAACUGUGGGAAGUCAAUGCUGGCGACGAGUAUCACCAGUGGUGAUGAUUUCUCUGAUUUGGGUAAUAAUUCGAAGGAAGGAAACACUCUAUUCAGUUUCCUCCAAAAGGAUCGACUUCUUGGUGCGGUUGCUGAUGAAGUUAAGUACAUUAAGUGUACGACAGCUGACCGUAAUUUGCAAUUAGAUGAACUGCGAAGUAGGAUGGAAGAAAACGCAUCAGUAGAAUGUAACCAGAAGAAAGCACUAGAGGAUCAGCUACAUAGAACUUUAAGUACAAUUCUUGCUUCGGAUGAGAGUAGAAGAUCUUUGUUUCAGCUCUCCUUGGAUGAGGACCAGCAAAUUGCUGCUGUAAAUUUGCUAAUAUCUUCUGUGACUUGUUGCCUUUAUCAAUCUUUUCGUUUUGUUACAUUUUGCAAUUAUUUUUGCUUAGAGUUGCUGCUUCAACAGGAAAAGUGGAUUCAUACUUUGCGCUUGCUGAUUGAUGAAAGGGGUCCUUGGUCUGCGAAUCCUUUCCCAAAUAACCUUGUUACGCAUUGGAAACUGGAUAAAACAGAGGACACAUGGCGUCGUAGGCAAAAAUUGAGACAAAAUUAUCAUUUUGAUGAUAAACUUUGUCAACCCUCAUUAGUAGUACCUAGCGGCAGAGCACUUCCGUCUACAAGUGAUAACAAACUUGGCUUUGGAACUCUGACUGCAGAGAAAAUGAAGCAGUUUUCAGUUAAAGGAAUUCAUAGGAUUACUGAUGUGGGGUCUCCAGAAGAAAAUGAAAAUGAAGCUCAGUCUAGCCAGCAAAAGAUCUCAGAGGUUGAGGGUUCUUCAGAUAAACAGUUUCCUGAGGUGGCAAAGGAGGGUGGCGAACAGGAAAUUGUGCAAGAUAGAGAAGAAUAUCCGUCGGUGACAGAAUCAGAGAACAGUGAGGUUCUCAUGGAAAUUCCAUGUGUGCUGGUAACACCAAAGAGGAAAAUAGCUGGGCGUUUGGCCAUUAUGAAAAAGUUCUUACAUUUCUUUGGUGAGUUUUUGGUGGAGGGUACAGGAGGGACAUCUGUUCUUAAAACCUAUUUUUCUUCGGGCAAUUCUGAUCACAGCAAGCUGGAACAUGUUGGAGGACUUCCCAGGCAAAAGUUUCUCAAAUUGCCCAUGCAUUUGAAUCUGGAUUCUGAAAAACCAUCUAUCAGUGAGAAUAUUAGUUCAGUUGACAGAACUAAUGAUCAUAAACUGCAUAAUAGUGUAAAGCGCCAUAGGUGGUGGAGCAUGUCCAAGAUCAAGGCCGUCCAUUGGACUCGAUAUUUGCUGAGAUAUACUGCUAUAGAGAUCUUCUUUCUUAGCUCUGUUGCUCCAAUAUUCUUGAGUUUUUCAUCACAAAAAGAUGCAAAAGACGUUGGGAACUUGAUAGUAGCAACCAGAAAUGAAUCUGUAUUCCUUAAGGGACAAAAGGACAAGACUGGGGCUAUAUCAUUUGUUGAUAGACGUCUAGCCCAGGAAAUGGCGGAAACUGCCAGAGAAAGUUGGAGGAGAAGAGAGAUUACAAACUUUGAGUAUCUGAUGAUUCUCAACACCCUCGCAGGAAGAUCCUACAAUGAUAUUACCCAGUAUCCUGUGUUUCCAUGGAUAUUAGCUGAUUAUUCAUCUGAGACGCUUGAUCUAAAGAAGUCUUCAACUUUCAGAGAUUUAUCAAAGCCUGUUGGUGCCCUUGAUCCAAAACGAUUUGAGGUGUUUGAGGAUAGAUACCACAAUUUUGUCGAUCCUGAUAUUCCCAGUUUCUAUUACGGAUCACAUUACUCAAGCAUGGGAAUUGUACUCUUUUACCUACUUAGGUUAGAGCCAUUUACCGCACUUCACCGUAGUUUGCAGGGUGGUAAAUUUGACCACGCCGACCGGCUUUUCCAAAGCAUUGAAGGCACUUACAGAAAUUGCCUUUCCAAUACAAGUGACGUGAAGGAAUUGAUUCCAGAAUUCUUUUAUAUGCCAGAAUUUUUAACGAAUUCGAAUUCAUAUCAUUUUGGAGUAAAACAAGAUGGGGCACCUAUAGGUGAUGUUUGCCUCCCUCCCUGGGCCAAGGGCUCACCAGAUGAAUUCAUUAAUAGAAACAGGGAUGCCCUUGAAAGUGAGUACGUUAGUUCAAACCUCCAUAACUGGAUUGAUUUAGUUUUUGGAUACAAGCAGCGUGGAAAACCAGCUGUUGAGGCUGCAAAUAUCUUUUAUUAUUUAACAUAUGAAGGUUCUGUUGACUUGGAUAACAUGGAAGAUGAUUUGCAAAGAUCAGCCAUAGAAGACCAGAUCGCUAAUUUUGGUCAGACACCAAUUCAAAUUUUUCGGAAGAAACAUCCGAGGAGAGGGCCACCAAUCCCAAUUGCUCAUCCUCUGAGAUAUGCUCCUGGUUCUAUCAAUUUAAGUUCUGUAGUUUCAGGUGUAAACAAUUCUUCUUCAGCGGUACUUUAUGUCAAUGCAUUGGACUCGUGUAUCAUCACUGUGAGCCAAAACCUCACGAUGUCUGUUAAGACGUGGCUGACUACCCAAUUGCAAUCUGGUGGGAACUUUACAUUUUCUAGCUCUCAGGAUCCUUUCUUUGGGAUUGGUUCCGAUGUACUCUCCCCUUGUAAAAUUGGGAGUCCUCUUGCUGAUAACUUUGAGCUUGGAGCACAAUGCUUUGCCACCUUGCAAACACCAUCUGAGAGCUUUCUCAUCUCCUGUGGCAACUGGGAAAAUAGUUUUCAGGUCAUGUCCCUCAGUGAUGGAAGAAUGGUGCAGAGUGUCCGACAUCACAAAGACGUUGUGAGCUGCGUUGCAGUUACAGCUGAUGGAAGCAUUCUAGCUACAGGAAGCUAUGACACCACUGUCAUGGUGUGGGAAGUUCUUCGUGUUAGAAACCCCGAAAAGAGAUCCCGUUCGAGAACCGAAAUCCCUUGGAAGGAUUUCGUAAUUGGCGACACUCCAUUUCACAUUCUCUGCGGCCACGAUGACAUCAUCACGUGCUUGUACGCGAGUACCGAGCUCGAUCUCGUAAUAAGUGGUUCGCGAGACGGGACUUGUAUUUUCCAUACUCUGCAGGAAGGUAGAUAUGUGAGGUCACUUCAGCAUCCUAGUGGCAGACCACUGUCAAAGCUUAUAGCUUCGCGUCAUGGAAGGAUUGUACUAUAUGCGGACGAUCUUAGUUUGCAUCUCUAUUCUAUAAAUGGAAGGCACAUAUCAACUGUCGAAUCAAAUGGUCGGCUGAGCUGCCUUGAGCUGAGUAGUUGUGGGGAUUUUCUAGUUUGUGCUGGGGACCAAGGCCAGAUUGUGUUGCGCUCUAUGAAUUCGCUCGAAACCCUUAUGAAGUACGCUGGAGCUGGAAAGUCGAUUAGUUCGCUGACUGUGACGCCUGAAGAAUGUUUUAUAGGCGGGACUAAAGAUGGCAGCCUUCUGGUGUACUCCAUUGAGAAUCCUCAGCUUCGUAGAACUGGCGUUCAAAGGCAUUCCUGAAAGAGAGCGCUAUAGUUAAUGGAACGUCCAUCCUACUGUGGGAGGGUGAUUGUUAGUCACCACCAUUGCCUCGGCUGUAUGGGUGCUUUGUCUCGUUAUUGCUCUAAGGAUCAUCAUCAGUUCAUUAUUUUAAAUGAAUUUGAGAAGCACAGCCGUUAGAUUUGAAGCAAGAUGAUGAAUAAUACUGUUGCCACUGGUAGCAGUCUCUGAUGAUACUCAGUGUCUUUUAUAGUAAUUUUGCUGAGUGUACAAUAUACAUAGGUUAGUCCAUUAGAUGCAACACAGAGGUGGAAAAUUGGUGAUCUACAGCUUAAAUGUGGCUUCUUGGCCUUGACAACUUUGGAAUGAUGUGAUGGAAUUUCAGUGAAUGCCAAAAAAAUUGUGCAUUGAUGUAUUAAAGAGUAAUUGCUGUUAAAUGUUUAUUACUUUUCUUGGUUAGUGUUUGAUUAAAAAUUUGCAGACUCUGAUAAUAAGCGCCACAUCACAAUGUAAUGAAUCCAUGCUGUUCUCAGAUUUUAGCUUUGCACCAAUUGUGAGAUGGCUAUAUAUGAUGGAAGCAGGUACAUAUUUGUGGUGGAUGAAAACCAUCUUAAUACACUAUUUUAUGUCUGUAUCCUUGCAUAUAUUAAUCAAUA
Molecule: messenger RNA, 10626 nt
Organism: Striga asiatica
Lineage: Eukaryota; Viridiplantae; Streptophyta; Magnoliopsida; Lamiales; Orobanchaceae
Source: the annotation of a GenBank genome assembly